Molecule: messenger RNA, 2336 nt
Organism: Cinclus cinclus
Lineage: Eukaryota; Metazoa; Chordata; Aves; Passeriformes; Cinclidae
Gene: MBD1
Product: methyl-CpG binding domain protein 1
Exons: 16
Coding region: 111-2336 (741 amino acids)
Molecular function (GO): zinc ion binding; DNA binding
Source: RefSeq, a predicted model, not a curated record
CGGCUCGGGGCUCCGCCCCCUCCGCCCCCCGCGGCCUCGCGGCGUCGCCGGAGGAAGAGGAGGAGGAAGAGGAGGAGGAAGAGGAAGAGCUGCGCCACAGGCGGGGGCGGAUGGGAACGCCCCCCCGCAGGAUGGCGGAGGGCUGGGCCGAGUGCCCGGCGCUGGGCCCGGGAUGGCAGCGCCGCGAAGCUUUUCGGAAAUCCGGGGCCACCAGCGGUCGCAGCGACACCUACUACAGGAGCCCCACAGGGCAGAAGUUCCGCAGUAAGAUCGAGCUGCGGCGGUUCCUGGGUCCUGGGCACGACCUGAGCAACUUCGACUUCAAAUCAGGGCUGGAACGGCCCAGCCCCACACGGACCAAGAAGGGUCCCAAAUGGCUCCUGCCCGCUGGGCCCCUCCCAGAGCCCCCCAGAAUCUUCAAAAAGGAGGAGGAGGAGGAGGAGGUGGUGGUGGGCGGGGCUGAGACAGAGAAGGCCCCGCCCCUACCGCAGGAUGCUCCACCCUCAUCGGUUCAAGCCCUGCCCAUCCCCAUCCAGGCCCCGCCUUCUCCCAUCCAGUCCCCGCCCCCUCCUGUCCCGAUCCCACCUCUGGUCGUUCAGGCCCCGCCUCCUCCAGUGGAGGCCACGCCCCCACCGGAGCCCCCCCCGCGCAGGACCAGGAAGCGGCCGCCCCUGGAGCCCCCCCAGGACGGGGUGGUGGCGCUUUGUGCCAGCUGCCAGACUCUCUUCCCCGGGGUGUCCCUGCCCCCCCAGCGCCGCUGCCGCUGGCUCUGCCCUGACUGCCGUGCCCAGAGACGAGACUUCAACCGGGAGCAGCGAUUCUACAAGCGGGUGGGCUGUGGCACGUGCCAGGCCUGUCGCAUCCCCGAGGACUGCGGGAUCUGCAGCGCCUGCGCCCGCAACCCCCCCGGGGGCCCCUCUGGCCCUGGCCGGACCCCCAAGUGCCUCCUGCGUCGCUGCCUGCGCAUCGUCAAGAAGGGCCUGGGCUGCGGUUCCUGCUCGGGCUGCCUGAGCACCGAGGACUGCGGCAGCUGCUGCAUCUGCCUGCGGCGCCUGCAGCCCGGCCUCAAGCGCCAGUGGCGCUGCCUGCGGCGCCGCUGCCUGCGCCCCAAGAAAGCCAGAGUGGCCAAGAAGACUCAGAGCCCCCUGCCCCUGACAGAGAAGUGGAAGCCCCCCGUGGAGCGGGAGCCCAGCGACGCAUCUGGCACCAGGCACAGAGUGAGUGGGGCACACCUGAGCACACCUGGAACGCCCAGCCCCCCCUCACUGACCCCUCCCUCCCAGAAAACGCUGACCAAGGGCAAGGAGAAGAAGAAGCCGGGACGACCCCCGAAACCCCCCGGGGCCCGCGGGCGGGGGGUGAGGAUCCGGGCCAGCCGGCGCUGCGGGGUGUGCGCAGCUUGCCGGCGUCCGGCCGACUGCGGCCGCUGCGACUUCUGCCGGGACAAGCCCAAGUUCGGGGGGCAGAACCUCAAGCGCCAGAAGUGCCGCUGGAGGCAGUGCCUGCGCUGUGCCAUGGACAAGGAGGAGCUGCUGGGGGGGGCUGAGAACGGCCCCGGGUCCCUCCAGGGCCCCCCCCUGCGCCUCUGCCCCAUCAAGGAGGAGGCAGGACCCCUCCCCCGCCUCGAGGACCCCCGUCUGGGGCUCCUCAUCGCCUCAGCCCCCCGCCUCAAAGGGGCCCCCCCGGAGCCCAGCGUCGCCCCCCAAAGGCCCCCCUCAGGGGAUUUGGGGGUCCUGAUUGCUGCCACCCCCCGCGUGAAGCAGGAGCAGCCGCAGCCCAGCGCGUCCCUGGUGCCGGUGCCUCCCCGGCCCCCCCCUGCCCAGCUGGUGGUGCUGGAUGAGAGCGAGGAGGAGGAGGAGGAAGAGGAGGAGGAGGAGGGAGGCAGCCAAGUGCCCUUCCCGCUGCCCCCCGCUCCCCAGCUCUGGCCCGGCUCCUUCCUGGAGGAACUGGCCGAGAUUCCCCUCCCGGCUCACUGGGGGGUUGUGGGGGCUGACGGUGGCCCCGGGCCGUGCCCUGCUCGGGGGCUGCGGCUCGUUCAGCGCUGUCCCCGCUCCUCCAUGGCCGCGGCCGCCGUGCUGCUCAACCCGGGCUUGGCUUUUCGGGUUUUGGUUGCCCGCGGCCGCCCGGUGCCCCCCGGGCACGAGGUGCUGGCCCGGCGUCCUCCCCUGCGCUCCGUCCUGGACCUCGUGGAGCUGCUCUGUGAUCUCGAGGCCUACGGGCCCUGCCCGGGACCCCCGGGACCCCCGGCCCGGCCCCCGGCCCCCCGGUGCCAUGUCCUGGUGAGGGGGGGGCGAUGCUGCCAGCCCUGCCAGCUGCUGGCGGGGGAGGGGCAUUGA